Naegleria gruberi is the source of this 1879-nucleotide messenger RNA. RefSeq names its product GTPase obg. The transcript has a single exon. The coding region runs from base 42 to 1838 and encodes 598 amino acids. NCBI's taxonomy places the organism in Eukaryota, Heterolobosea, Eutetramitea, Acrasida, Naegleriidae. The record is from RefSeq and is a predicted model, not a curated record. Gene Ontology annotation, molecular function: GTP binding; magnesium ion binding; GTPase activity. Gene Ontology annotation, cellular component: mitochondrion.
UGAACAACACCCGAAGAAUUUGCGUAUCAUCUUUCCAGCAGAUGAUUCGGGAAUCUUCCCUCAAGACGUCAAUUCCUAUAGAAAAAUAUAAUUGGAAUCAAUCAAGAAAUUAUAAUUUCAACAAAUUAUAUCUAGCUAGUAUUCAGUCAGAAUUUGGUUCAAUAGGAAAAUCAGUUCCUGAAAAGAAUAGAUUUCCAAUGAUAAAAACAAAAUCUGGAAAACAUAUCCAAUAUAUUGACCAAUGUAUGGUAAGAGUGAAGGGAGGAAAUGGAGGAAAUGGUUAUGUUCAUUUUCUGAGAGAAAAAUAUAAACCUAUCGGAAAGGCAAGUGGAGGUGAUGGAGGAAGUGGAGGAAGUGUUUUUAUUAAAUCAGUUGAUAGUAGACGUUCUUUGUGUGAUAUUGAUUUUAUCCAAAAAGCUCCUGAUGGAGAAAAUGGUCAAAAGAGAAACAAGAAUGGAAGAAAAGGCGUAAAUACAUAUAUUUAUGUCCCUUUAGGUACACAAAUUUUUGAUGCCGAUACAAAGGAAUUAGUUGCAGAUCUUCAAAAUGAUGGUGAUGAAGUGUUGGUAGUUAAAGGAGGUAAAGGUGGAUUGGGAAAUCAACAUUUUUCUUCUAGUACAAACCGUAGUCCACAACAAAGUCUUGAUGGUAUAAAAGGUGAACAAAGAAUUCUCAAAUUGAAACUGAAAACAAUAGCAGAUGUAGGGUUGUUAGGAUAUCCAAAUGCUGGAAAGUCCACUCUGUUAGGUUCUAUUUCAACAGCCAAACCUAAAGUUGCUGCCUAUUCAUUCACAACACUUCAUCCUACUGUGGGAGAAGUUUAUCAUAGCGAAAGUGGUUUUACUUUUUCUUGUGCAGAUAUUCCUGGAUUAAUCGAAGGAAUGAAUAGCAAACUAAAAACAAAAGGUUUAGGCCAUGAUUUCUUGCAACAUAUUGAAAGAACAAAACUUUUACUCUAUGUUGUGGAUGUAAGUGGUCUAGAAGGUAUGGGUAUUCAAUACAAUGAAGAGACUGGAGAUGUCAAAUAUGAAUUUAUUACGGAUUCUUCACCAUUUGAUUAUAGUAAGAAUACAGAAGAAUCUAAAUUAUUGUCUAGGCAAUCUGAAAAAAGAAUGUCAGUUCUUUCACCAAAAACAUCAUAUGAUGAUGAUGUGUUUGAUAUAAAAUCAUCUGCCAUGAUGGACUAUUUUGGAGAGGAAGCAGAUACAGUAUUGGACGAUUUGGAAGAUGAUGAUGUUAUGAUAAAUAAUUCUCGUAUGGAAAAACUGAGUAAAAGAAGACAGGCUCAGGAAAGAUUUAGAAACAGAACUCCCUUACUUCGAACAAUUACGCAAGAUGAGUCAAUAGAAUUAAAUAGGGAAGUAAGAGAUUCACAAUAUCAUAACCAAGAAAUUGAUGAAGAAAUUGAUGAAGAAAUUGAUGAAAUUGUAUAUCACCACUCUAGUAUGGAUAGAACAGAUCCAGAAAACACUUCUAUUAACCAUGAUCCAUAUGCCAAUACUAUUCUUGAUACCUUACCUGAAUUUAAGAGGAAACAAAGACUAUAUCAACCAUGGGAUGUUUUGAGAUUACUUAAAAAAGAGGUAGAACUCUACAUGCCAGGUCUUUCAGAUAGAGCACAAUGCAUUAUUGCAAACAAAAUGGAUGUUCCUGGUGCUGAAAAGAAUUUUGAAAAGUUAAAAGAAUUCGUACAAAGCGAGUUUGGUGACAUUCCAGUAAUACCAGUUUCUGCCAAAGAUAGUGUAAAUGUUGAGAAUGUAAAGACUUUCUGCAUUGAAUAUUUGGAAAAGAAUAAGAAAAAAUUGGAGCAAAUGCAACCUCAAUCAGAUCUUUACUAAACUUGUCAUUAGAAUAUUAAAAGGAAGAGUAAUUUGGUUAU